This is a messenger RNA of Sturnus vulgaris (Common starling), 1426 nucleotides long. It is a transcript of the gene LCMT1, whose product is annotated as leucine carboxyl methyltransferase 1. NCBI's taxonomy places the organism in Eukaryota, Metazoa, Chordata, Aves, Passeriformes, Sturnidae. Gene Ontology annotation, cellular component: cytosol. Gene Ontology annotation, biological process: C-terminal protein methylation. The record is from RefSeq and is a predicted model, not a curated record. Gene Ontology annotation, molecular function: protein C-terminal leucine carboxyl O-methyltransferase activity.
GGCAGCGGCCGGGCCCCGCGCGCUCCAUGGCGGCCGCUGCCGGCCCCGACGAGGCGGACGAGGCGGUGCGGGGAACGUGCGAGGACGCGUCCGUCUGCAAACGAUUUGCUGUGAGUGUUGGCUACUGGAAGGACCCUUACAUCCAGUAUUUUGUGAGACAAGCCAAAGAAAGGAAAGCACCUGAGAUCAACAGAGGUUAUUAUGCUCGUGUGCACGGGGUCAGUUACCUGAUCAAGGCUUUCCUGGACAAGACAGAGUGCAACUGCCAGAUUGUGAAUCUUGGGGCUGGCAUGGACACCCUGUUCUGGAGGCUGAAGGAUGAAAACCUUCUCCCUAGAAAAUAUUUUGAAGUGGAUUUUCCUAUGAUCGUUGCAAGAAAAAUCCAUCAUAUCAAAUCAAAACCUCCCCUGUCAAAACCAAUUAUGGAAUCCCAUUCAGGGGACUCUCUUCUAAUAGAUUCCCACAGCCUGGACUCCAGUCGAUAUUCCAUAGUGGGAGCAGAUCUUCGAUUCUCAUCAGACCUGGAGGAAAAGCUAAAGAAACAUGGCUUGGAUGUACAUUUGCCAACGCUGCUGGUGGCCGAGUGUGUGCUGGUUUACAUGACCCCCCAGCAGUCUGCAGACCUGCUCAGGUGGGCAGCAAACACCUUCCCCGUGGCCAUGGUUAUCAAUUAUGAGCAGGUGAACAUGGGGGAUCGCUUCGGGCAGAUCAUGAUCGAGAACCUGCAGCGCCGGCACUGCAACCUGGCUGGGGUGGAGCUCUGCAGCUCCCUGCACUCCCAGAGGGAGAGGCUGCUGGCAAACGGCUGGGAGGACGCCCGUGCCAUCGACAUGAUGAAGGUGUACAGCUUCCUGCCACAGGCUGAUGUCAAAAGAAUAGAAGCCCUUGAAUUCCUGGAUGAAAAGGAACUGUUUGAACAACUGAUGCAGCACUACUGCAUCUGCUGGGCUUCCAAAGACAGCAGCAACCUGGGUCUGGCAAACAUCGACUUCUGAGCCUGCAGGGAGGGGAGUCCUGGGGAGCCCCGUGACUGCCCUGGCUCAGGCCAGGACAGGGAAGGGAUGGGAAUUGCCCCAGGCUGGGGCUGGGCCAGGCCUGGUGCCUUGGGGUGGUUCCAAGGAAUAUUUUCUGUGAGCAGGACUUGCACAAGGUGUCAGUAACUCCUGUUUCAAGCUUGCCUUCCUUAGUUUCAAACUGAAAGUGAAGUGUUCUUGGACUCUUUUGAUUUCCCUGUCUGUGUUUUUGUGGAUGUGUGACACGUGUUUGUGACAGGAGAGGUGCCUGCCUGAGCAGGGAGGGAAUUCUGUGCAUUUUUGUUCUCUUCAGGUCUCAUUUGGGUGAAGUGGCACCGUGGUGGCUUCUCCAGGGUUCAGUGCUGUGCAAGGCUGUCCCUGCUGGGUGCUCUGGGAGGGGAAGGAGGAGGAGG